AUGUUCAGGGAAAUCCGAGUUGGGCCAGAUACAUUUGGAGCUUUUCGAGGGUCAGCAAUGAGAAACAGACAUGUUCAGCUACGUCUCCGGCCAGCAAUGUUCAGAGACCACAUUGCUGAAGCUACGAGGUGCACCUUUCAAAUGAAGGUUCGGGAUCGACAAACAGGCCAAGACCUGCUGACGCCAGAGCCGUACACUGUAGUCCCGCCAGCCAAUGAGAGAACCCAAGGAUUUAGGGUUCCCCCGAAUUCGGGCAUUGGCACAACUUUAAUACAAAUCUAUCAAGGAGCUUCUUUCGCAGGGCGGUUGUGCGAGAUAACCACUACGAUUACGAUACCUCAAGCGCAGUUUAGAAUCACGGAGUGGGAGCUGCUGCCACCGUCAACUCCUCUACAUCUCGAUUGGCGUUUUCGACUUCUAGAAGACAAGUUGGCUUUUUUAUCUCGCACAAUAAGAUCCGCUCACGACUUUCUCCUUGUUUGUCGUGAUGGACAGAUGUAUACGCCCAAAGAAGCCCUGUACUUCUGUUCACCUUUCUUCCGGGAGUAUUUCAACGGGACAGGGAGAGACUCCGAAAAGAUGGAGCUCUUGGAUGUAGCAGUCGAAGCUGCGAGGACGGUUGUGACAUUUAUGGUCACCUCAACCUUCUCAGCACCACCGGCGAUUUCACCGUCACUUGCAAGAGAUAUCUUCAAUUUGGGAAAUAGGUUCGAUGUCAUGCAACUCGGUAGUUUGAUGGUAGCAGUGGAACGACUGGGUUACAUGGAUGUUAUUGAAAUUAGCGAAUCCAUGGAUACUCUGAUAGAAUGGUUCGUAACUGCACAUGAAUGCCAUAUGAACAGAGUUCAGAACGCAGCUGUCGCCUACCUCACCACCCUUCAUCAGUCGCAAUACCUAGCUGAAUACGGUGAUGGAGAAGUUCCUAAACCGCGGACUGCUUCUGAACGGCUGAAUCGGGGCCAUGGAGGAUUCAGGACGACACCUCAUGUAGGGAAACCAAUUGAACGCUAUUCUGUCAGUAAUUAG
Strongylus vulgaris is the source of this 1026-nucleotide messenger RNA. The record is from the annotation of a GenBank genome assembly. NCBI's taxonomy places the organism in Eukaryota, Metazoa, Nematoda, Chromadorea, Rhabditida, Strongylidae.